Messenger RNA from Menidia menidia (Atlantic silverside), 12164 nucleotides. NCBI's taxonomy places the organism in Eukaryota, Metazoa, Chordata, Actinopteri, Atheriniformes, Atherinopsidae. The record is from the annotation of a GenBank genome assembly.
CAGACCCAGGGGUUCACUUUCACGCUGGCCUUUCUGACUGCAAAGCAAUAAUUGGAGAAGCAGCAGAGCUGGAGUGCAAAGUGAGCAGUGAAGACUGUGUCGGAAUCUGGUACAAAGACGGAAAUGAGAUUAAGUCCGAUGAAGGUAUAACUAUUUCUAAAGACGGAACUUUCCACCGGCUGAAAAUUCACAAGGUCACCGAGGAAUAUGCUGGAAAAUAUAAGUUUGAAGCAGAUGGACGGAAGACUGAGGCUGACAUUGUCGUUGAGGAUCCCCCGCGAUUUGAGGCUGAGGAGUUGGAAGCAUUUCAAAAACCUGUGACGGUGAAGAAGGGUCACAAAGCUGCUUACAAAAUGUCCUUUAUUGGACGGGAACCUUUGAAGGUCCAGUGGUACCUUGACGGUGAAGAGCUUUCAGAGGAGAGUAAUAUCAAAAUUGAGCACUCUGAAGGGAGCAGUCGUUUGCUUCUGCUCAAGCUGCAACGCAAAGACAGCGGUGAAGUCAAGAUAAAAAUCAAAAAUGAGUUUGGCACCAUCGAGGCCCUCAGUCAACUUGUUGUGCUAGACAAACCCACUCCUCCAAUGGGACCGUUGGAGAUUGUUGAAGCCUCCUCCUCUGUCAUUGACUUCAAGUGGAGGCCCCCAAAAGACAGCGGUGGCUGCAAGAUACAGCACUAUAUCCUUGAGCGACAGCAAGUUGGACGGAACACCUGGAAGAAGAUAGGGCCCAUCGGUACUGAAGCCAAAUACAAGGACAGUGAUGUGGACCAUGGUAGGAGGUACUGCUAUCGCAUCAGAGUGGAGACUGAGAUGGGCAUCAGCGAGCUGAUGGAGACGGAAGACAUUCAAGCUGGGACAAAAGCUUACCCUGGAGCUCCAUCGGCGCCAAAAGUUGUCAGUGCCUUCAAGAAUUGCAUCAAUCUUACCUGGUCCCCUCCGGCCAACACGGGUGGAACCAAUAUUCUGGGAUACAACCUUGAAAAACGCAAAAAGGGGAGCAACCUCUGGGGCCCCGUCAACCCACCAGAUGAGAUGAUCAAAGGCAAACAGUUCGGUGUCGUGGAUGUGGUUGAAGGGAUGGAAUAUGAAUUCCGUGCGGCUGCUAUCAAUAACUCAGGAGCCGGUGAAUUUAGCUCACCGUCCGAGUUUGUGUUUGCCAGAGAUCCUAAAAAGCCUCCUGCUAAAGUCGCAGACUUGAAAGUGACAGAUUCCACCUACACAACGCUGUCCCUGUCUUGGAAUAAACCCAAGAUCACAGAGGGGGUUGAAGAUGAAGCCAAGGGAUAUUUUGUGGAGAUCAGGCCUGCGGAAAAUACAGAGUGGGAUAGAUGCAAUACAAAUGCAAUAACCAUGACUACAUACACAAUAAAGGGCAUGAAGUCAAUGGCCAUGUAUUGGGUGAGAGUCAUUGCUGUUAAUGACGGAGGACUGGGGGAGCCUCAGGAGCUGGACAAUUACAUUCUCGCUAUGCCUCCUCCUGUGCGACCCAGGCUCACAGAUGCCAAAAUCAAGAGUUUUAUGGUGGUGAGAGCAGGAAAUUCUGCACGAUUCAACAUCAAUUUUCAGGCCUCUCCAUGGCCAGAGGUAAUCUGGCUGAAAGAUGGAGUACCAGUGUCUAAAAAAGUGACCAUCAGCAAUGCAGAGGGUAUGUCCCAGCUUCUGAUUCCAUCAGCUGAGCGCUCAGAUACCGGAAUUUACACCAUCGUUGUAAAGAACAUUGUUGGCCAGGAAACAUUCAGCAUUGAGAUCAGAGUCACAGAUGAGCCAAAGCCGCCAGGUCCUGUGGAGAUCGAUGAAAACGUGCCCGGCACAGUCACCAUUUCAUGGACCCCGUCUCCAGAUGAGAAGCGUGACGACAGGCUACACUACAUGGUGACCAAGCGGGAUUCAAACAAAAGAAGCUGGCACACUGUUGCCGAUCGAAUCUUCAACAAUAGAUUCACAGCCUGCAACAUAAUGCCGGGCCGAGAAUACCAGUUCAGAGUAUAUGCGAAGAACGACAUGGGCUCCUCCAAUCCCUCAGAAUCACCCAAGUGGCUGAUUACCACCAAAAAAGAGAAGUUCACUCUGAACAUGCCCGAGUCAAAGACCUGUGAUCUGCAGUGUCCUCCCAAAUUCCUCGUUCCCCUGAAAAUGCACACCGCUCCGCAAGGGUACGAAUGCUACAUGAGUUGUGCCAUAAAAGGAGACCCAACGCCUCACGUGACGUGGCUCCGCAACAACAUCAGCCUCAAUACCAACACCAACUACUUCAUCUCCAACACCUGUGGAGUUUGCUCUCUGCUAAUAUUGAGGGUUGGAUCUAAAGAUACUGGCGAGUACAAGGUUGUUGCAGAAAACUCUUUGGGAAGAGCAGAAUGCACCACAAAACUCACAGUUAGAGGGAAACUGGCCGUCUUCAGAGCGAUUGUAACUGGUACACCAAAACCAGAUGUGACCUGGGUGAGAAAUAACGGGGAAAUCGAUGAGAGUUACACAGUGGUCUUCGACACAAGCUCCGGAGAACACCAACUGCAGGCUGACACCUAUAAGUGCUUUGCCAGAAAUGAGUAUGGAAAAGCAGUGGUGACUGCCACUCUGAACAUUAUUGAAGUUCCGAAUGCAGAGUUCCUGGUUAAGAUUCAGGAUGUGACGGCAGAGGAAAGAGAAGACGCUGUGUUUCAGUGUUUGCUCUCACAUCCGAUGACAAAGAUCAGCUGGACAGGGAAGAAUGCCCCACUGGAGCAAGGAGACAAAUAUGAUAUCACAGUAUCAGAAGACAUGCUGAUUCACACUUUGGUGGUGAAGGACUGCAUGCCUCUGGACAAAGGCAUUUAUGCAGCUACAACUGGAAUGACAUCCUGCAAUGCCUGGCUUAUAGUGCAAGUCGACAAAGAUCCGAGCGCAGCUGGAAAAAAGAAGGUCCGUAAGACAACCCGAGCCGGUGGUGGUGGAGAUGAACUUCUGAAGAUUGCUCAGGAGCAACAGGCCAAGUUACAGAAAGAAAGAGACGAGCUGAUUGCAAAGGCAAAGGCAAGAGCGGAGGAGGAGGCAGCGGCCGCGGCCGCGGCUGCGGCUGCAAAAGCUGAAGCUGACAAACUAGCAAAAGCAGAGGCGGAGGCCAAGCCCAAGACAAAGAAAAAGGCUAAAGUUAAGGCACAGCCCAAAGCAGACGCGGGAGGUGCAGAUGCAGAAGGUUCAAAUGAACCCUCAGCUGUAGAUGGGGAAGAGGAUGAGGAAGAGGAUGACGGAGAGGAAGAGGAAGAGGGAGAUACAGGGGUCAAAGAAGUGUCUGAACCAACAGAUUCGGGACCGGCAAAAGAAGAAAGUGCUGACGCUGAAGAGGAGGAGCCUGUUCAAGGGAAAAGAAAGAGAGAGAGAGCAGGCCCUCUUGUCCCUGAAACUGUUAUUGACCCAGGGGUUUACUUCACUGGGGGCCUAUCAGACGUGACUGCCAUCAUUGGUACAGACGCAGAGCUGCUCUGCAAGCUCAGCAGUGAGGACUGCGACGCAAUCUGGUACAAGGAUGGAAAAGAGAUAACAGCUACAGAUGACAUUUGUAUCGUCAAAGAUGGCUUUUAUCGCAAACUGAUCAUCAAAAACUCCAAAGAGGAUGAUGCUGGAAAGUAUAAAUGUGAAGCUGACGGGCGUAAAACUGAAGCUGUGCUAAAAGUUGAAGAUCCCCCAAGAAUCAACCUGGAAGAUCUUGACGAGUUUAAGAAGCCUGUCAAGAUCAAAACAGGAAAAGAUGCAGCCUUCAAGAUUCCAUUUGUUGGUCGUGAACCCAUGAAAAUCCAAUGGUACAAUGAUGGUGAAGAGCUGAUGGAGGACACAAAUAUCAAGAUUGAAAAGUCAUCUACACACACCCGCCUGAUUUUAACCAAGUGCCAGCGUAGAACCAGUGGAGAAAUCAAGAUCAAAAUUAAAAAUGAAUGUGGAACAAUUGAGGCCACCACAGAACUUGUUGUACUGGAUAAACCGACACCACCACUCGGCCCUGCGGAUAUCAUUGAAAGUUCAGCCUCUUGCAUCGACUUUAAGUGGAGGCCUCCCAAAGACAACGGGGGUUCACCUAUCACCAACUAUAUACUGGAGCGCCAGCAAAUUGGACGCAACAGCAAGAAGAAGCUGGGUAAGAUUGGCUCUGAGCCUAAGUACCGUGACACCGAUGUUGAUCAUGGCAGGAAAUACUGCUACCACAUCAGGGUUGAAACAGAUCAGGGUGUCAGUGACGUUAUGGAGACCGAGGACAUCCAAGCAGGGACUAAAGCAUACCCGGGACCUCCAUCUACACCAAAAAUUGUCAGCGCUUUUAAAGACUGCAUCAACCUUGCUUGGACUCCACCUGCUAACACUGGAGGGACAAAUAUUAUUGGAUACAACGUGGAGAAACGCAAGAAAGGCAGUAAUCUGUGGGGCAUGGUCAACCCACCUGAUGAGCCUAUUAAAGGAAAAGAGUAUGGAGUGAAGGAUGUGGUUGAAGGGUUUGAGUACGAGUUCAGAGUUUCAGCUAUAAACAUAUCUGGAGCAGGAGAGGCAAGUACACCAUCGGAGUUUGUGUUCGCAAGAGAUCCGAAAAAGCCUCCUGGUAAAGUUAAUGACCUAAAGGUGACAGACUCCACAUAUACCACUUUGUCACUGGGCUGGACCAAACCCAUAGAGGAGGAAGGGGUCCAAGAUGAGGCCAAAGGUUACUUUGUGGAGCUGAGACCAGCAGAAAAAACGGAAUGGGAUCGCUGUAACUCCACUCCCAUCAUUAUCAACUCCUUCACUAUUGUGGGUCUAAAAUCUAUGGCCAUGUACUGGGUCAGAGUUCUAGCCAUCAAUGAGGGUGGAGCCGGGGAGCCUCAAGACUUAGAUAACUACAUCAUUGCGAUGCCUCCUCCAGAGCGCCAGGACACUGGGGUCUACACCAUAAUCGUCAAGAACAUCGUUGGUCAGGAGACUUCCAGUGUUGAGAUAAGAGUCACAGAUGACCCCAAGCCCCCAGGCCCCGUGGAACUGGAGGAGAAUGUGCCAGGAACUGUGACGGUCUCAUGGACACCAUCCCCAGACGAGAAGAAAGAUGACAGGCUGCACUACAUGGUCACCAAACGGGAUUCUGUUAAACGUACCUGGCACACGGUGGCGGACCAUCUCUUCAACAACAAGUACACUGCAGCAAACAUCAUGCCGGGAAGGCAGUAUAAGUUCCGGAUCUAUACAAAGAAUGACAUGGGGAUGUCUGGACCCUCCGAGUCACCAAUCUGGGAACUGAACAAGAAGAAAGGCAAGUUUCAUAAAAGUUGUAACUUUGAGACGCCCCCCUCCUUCUCUGUCCCACUGAAAAUGCACAAAACCCCUGAAAGCUACGAAUGCUACAUGAGUUGUGCUGUGACAGGAAACCCCAGACCCCAUGUCACCUGGUACAGAAAUAGUAUCAGCCUCAACACCAACACAAAUUACUUCAUCACCAACACUUGUGGGGUCUGCUCCAUGUUGAUACUGAAGGUUGGACCCAAAGACAGUGGGGAUUACACUGUGGUGGCAGAGAGCCCUCUGGGAAGAGUGGAGUGCUCAGCAAAACUUGUAGUUAAAGUGGGGAUCAAGAAGAAGUCCAAAGUUCCUGGGGUGAUGAUUACACAGUUUAUGGAGACGCUGCCUGAGGGAAAGAGCCAUCCAGAUUUCACACGCAAGCCGAUUGCUCUGACCAUCCAAGAGGUGCUGACCAGGGCUCCACUUUUCUCUCCCUCUCUCUUCUCAAAAACAGGAAAAUUUGCUUUCUUCAAGGCCAUUGUCACUGGGGAUCCAAAGCCCACCAUGCCAAAUGUUAAGCCAGACCAAGCAGACACAUAUAAAUGUUUUGCCACCAACGAGUACGGACAAGCCAUGGUCACAGUUGUUCUGAAUGUUAUUGAAGUUGGUUACAAAAAAAACAAACCCAACCAGCAAGCAACCACUGAUGAAGAUUUCAAGACUGUUUUGAAAAGGAAAAGCAAGAUCCGACCGAAAUCCGAGCAGCCGCAGAAAAAGGAGGGAGAGAUCGAUCCUAAAUUUUGGGAGCUGUUACUUAGUGCUGAUAAGAAAGACUAUGAGAAAAUCUGUGUAGAGUUUGGAGUGACCGACUUUCGCUGGAUGCUCAAGAAACUCCAGGAAAUUAAAAAGGAAAGGGAAGAAGAGCAAGCAGCGUUCGUCAGAAGCCUGUCGGAUCUGAAACACAUUAGGGUCAAUGCCGACGAUACGGCAUCCUUUGAGCUGGACAUGGAUCUCAUUGACCAAAGCAACUCUAUAUUUUUGUAUAAGGAUGGAGAAAUGGUUCCUUAUACCAAAGAGCUGGGAGAUGAGUUGAAGCACUCCCUUAAACAGAUUGGGAAAAAGUACAUUUUCAGCAUGAGAGACCUCAUGCCAGAAGAUGCUGGACUGUACCAAGUAGAUGUAAAUGAUGUCACCAUGUUUUCAACUGAAUUCAAAAUCCCCAUGGUAGACUUCUUGGUGAAAAUUCAGGAAGUGAAGGCCAAGGAGAGAGAGGAUGCUGUGUUUGAGUGUGUUUUAUCAAACCCCUUUUCCAAGGUUUUGUGGUUUGGCAAGAAUAUGCCGCUUGAGCAAGGGGAGAAAUAUGAUAUUGAGGUUUCAGAAGACAAGCUCAUUCACCGUCUGGUGGUCAAAGACUGCAUGGUUGUAGACAAGGGAAUUUAUUCAGUCUGCGCCGGAAUCAAAUCAUGCAAUGCAUGGCUCGUCGUUGAAGCAAAGAAGACAGAACCCGAUCCGGUGCCAGAGGUGAAGAGCACUGGAGAACCAACAGUGGCAGCAGUGGAAGAGGACACAGGAACUGGCCAGACACCUGAGGAAACCAAGUGUGAGGAAAAGCCUCUUACAGACAGCGCAGACAUACCUUUUUUCGAUGAGGAUGACCUUCACAAGUUCUCCAAGCCAGUGAUAGUGAGAGUGGGCCAAAACGCCGCUUUCAAGAUGCCCUUUCCACCUCAGGAAUCUCUGGUGGUCAGCUGGUUUAAGGAUGGAACUGAGAUCAAAGACGGAGGAGGAGUUAAGAUCAUGAAGGAGCCGAAUCACAGCCGCCUGCUGCUCAGGGACUGCCUGCGGACGGACGCAGGGGAAAUAAAGAUCCAACUCAAAAACCCAUUUGGAGCUGUAGAGGCUACAUCCAGGCUUAUUGUUCUUGUACUGUCUGGUCCACCUGGAGCUCCUCAAGUGGCGAGUGCCUCAAAAAGCUGUAUAAACUUGACCUGGACCCCUCCAGAGGAUGACAGAGGCGUGCCGAUUAUUGGUUACCAAUUGGAGAAAAGAAAGAAGGACACAAAUCAGUGGUUUGCCCUUAAUGCACUAAAUGACCCCAUUGAAGAUUUGAAAUAUGCUGUGAAAGACGUCACUGAGGGGGCAGAGUACGAGUUCAGGGUUUCAGCAAUCAAUGAAUCUGGAUCUGGAGAUCCAAGUCCUCCAUCUGCGCUGGUGUGUGCAAAGAAUCCGAACAUGAGGCCUUGUUUUAAAAACCCAGAGGACUUUGUCGUUGUCAGGGCAGGAAACUCUGCUCGUGUUAAAAUUUGCUACGAGGCUGAACCUCCACCUCAGAUCACUUGGCUGAAGGAUGAUGAGCCAAUAUCCCCGUGGAUUAAUAUCGUCAAUACAGAGGGAAUGUCUCAGCUUGUUAUUCCCUCAUCAAAGCGCUCAGAUUCGGCCGUCUACACCAUUAUUGCCAAAAACUCUAUGGGUGAGGCAUCAUUCGACAUCGAAGUUAGAGUCACAGACCAAGAGCUCGAUGACCGUAUGUAUUACAUGGUCUCUCAACACGACUCCAACACAAGAGUCUGGAAGACUGUGGCAGACCGCCUCUUCACCAACACGUACACGGCCUGCAACAUCCUACCUGGAAUACAGUACCACUUCCGAAUCUAUGCCAAGAAUGAUAUGGGUCCCUCAGAUCCAUCUCAGUCACCUCCAUGGGGCAUCAACAGCAACAGAGUACCAGUAAUCUCAAAUGGAGUCAUCUCAUCUGAGGUUUGCUUCGAGAGGCCUCCGUCCAUCCUGGUCCCUUUGAAAGUCCACACACCACCGAGAGGUUACCAGGUCUACAUGACCUGUGCUGUGCGAGGAUGUCCCACACCUUCUGUGUCCUGGUACCUAAAUGGCACCUGCAUCAACUCAGACAGCAACUACUACAUCACCAAUGCCUUCGGAGUGUGCUCCAUAUACAUCCUCAGAGUCCGACCAAUAGACAGCGGUGAAUACAAGGUGAUUGCCGUUAACUCUUUGGGCGAGGCACAGUGCUCCACUAAAGUCAUUGUUAGAGGUAAAAAGGCAUUAUUCAAAGCAAUGGCGAGUGGAGAGCCAGCACCUACUGUCACAUGGGCCCGCAGUAAAGGUGACGUUGAUGACCCAGAAAAGUACAAGACCAGAUAUGACGAAAGGGCUCAAGAAUACAUUCUGGAGGCACAUCCCAUGAAACGCAAUAUAGAGGGUUACCUGAUAGAGAAGUGUUUGGAGGUUGGAUACAAGAAGAAACCCAAGGCAGAAAAUGGAGAGUCAACACAGGACUUCAGAUCAAUGCUGAAAAAAACUGCCGUUGUCAAGAGAAAGAAGCAACUUCCACCAAAGACAGAGGGAGAUAUUGAUCCUAAACUCCUGGAGCUGCUUCUCAGUGCACCAAAGAAAGACUAUGAAAGAAUCUGUUUGGAGUUUGGUGUUACUGACUUCCGCUGGCUGUUGAAGAAACUAAAGCAGAUGCAAAAGGAGAGGAAAGAUGAACAGGCAAAGGUUGUAGAGAACCUGGAGAAUGUUAAACAAAUUGAAGUGAAACCAAGUGGGAGAGCUGAAUUUAGCUUCAACAUGACCCCGCUGGAUCCCAACAUGCCUGCUGUGGACUUUGUGAGUAAGAUCAAAGAUGUUAAGGUCACUGAAAAGGAGGACGCCAUCUUUCAGUGUGUUUUGUCGACACCCCUCAACAGAAUUACUUGGUCAAAAGUCGACACAUCACUCGAGCAAGGGGACAAAUAUGAGAUCACUGCCUCUGAAGACAAACUAACUCACACUCUGAGAGUGAAAGACUGUCAAAUAGCAGAUAAUGGAGCAUACUAUGCAAUUGCUGGCAUCACUUCCAGUAGUGCAUCUCUCAAAGUGGAAGCUGAUCCAAACAGUCGCAAAGACAAAACCAACAAGCAUGAUGGCCAGUCUAAAGGGCUGUCAGAUAAGCAGGGAAUGCUGAAAACAGAGGGAGAUGAAGGGGACUCCACAAAGAAUGCUUCAGCUUUACGGGGAGAUGGCACUGAUGGAGGAGAUGGAAGUGAUGGAAAAGGGGGAAGGGACGGUUUUGGUGAUGGAAGCGGUGCUGGUUCUGGUGAGGGGACAAAUGACGGGAAUGAUGGAGGCCAAGGCAACAGGGGGGGUAUGGAGGGUAUGGAGGGCAUGGAUGGCAUGGAGGGCAAGAACAACAACGCCAACCUUGGGGAUGGAGAUGAUGAAAACGCAGGAGAUAAGAGAAAAAAGAAAUCGCGAGUUGGUCCUUUGGUUCCUGACACUGACACAGAUAAAGGCGUUCGGUUUGUCUCGGGGCUGUCAGACACAGUUGCCAAUGUUGGUGAACGAGUCGAGCUGUCCUGCAAAUUAAGCAGCGAGACUUCAGAGGGGCGCUGGUACAAAAAUGGGAAGCUGCUCACAGGGGGGGAGGGCGUAGAGAUCAUCAAAGAUGGUGCCUGUCACAGUUUGAAAAUUGACUGCUGUAAAAAAGAUGAUGCGGCUGUGUACCGCUUUGAAGCUGAAGGGCGCAAAUCAGAGGCAACACUAAAUAUUCAAGACCCACCAAAACUCGACCUUGAUGCUUUAGGAAAAUUCACACAACCAGUCAUUGUGAAGGCUGGGGAAAAUGCUGAGUGGAAGAUGCCAUUCUCUGGUGGGGCACCCAUGACAAUACGCUGGUACAAGGAUGAUGACGAGCUUGUGCCUGGCAUCAACGUAAAGACUGAGACGUCAGACACUGAAAGCCAGCUCCGCCUCACAAAGUGCCAAAGGAAAGAUUGUGGAGAUGUCAAAAUCAAAAUAAAAAAUGAAUUUGGCACAAUAGAAGCACUGUCAAAACUCAUUGUACUGGACAAACCAACACCGCCGCAAUACCCCGUGGACAUACUGGAAAGUGGUGUAACAUCUGUUGAAUUCAAAUGGAAAGCACCAAAAGACAAUGGUGGAUGCCCAAUCACAAACUAUAUCAUCGAGCGGCAACAACUGGGGAGAAACAAAUGGUCGAAGCUUGGAGAAAUCCCUGGAAACCCGACUUACAGAGAUUCAGAUGUGGACCCUGGAAGGAGAUACAGCUAUCGGAUCAGAGCCAAGAACGCUGAAGGGAUCAGCGAUUACCUGCAGACAGAAGACAUAGCAGCUGGUGUAUUACAACCCCCAGGCAAAGUGACAGAUCUCAAAUUAACAUCGUCCAGUUAUACUAGCUUUUCACUGGCUUGGAUAAAGCCCAAGGAAGUAAAAGGAGAACAAGAUGAAGCCCAAGGGUACUUUGUGGAGAUCAGACCAAUAGAGUGCCUUGAAUGGACCCGCUGUAAUGCCAUCCCAGUUACUUUGACGUCUUACACUGUGCUUGGCCUUAAGGCAAUGGCCACAUACUGGGUGAGAGUAAUUGCUACAAAUUAUGGAGGUGAUGGAGAACCUCAGGGCUUUGACAAUUAUAUCAUCGCCAUGCCACCUCCAGUAAGGCCCAAAUUUAAAGGUCGCAACAUGAAGACCUUUAUGGUGGUAAGAUCUGGAAACACUGUUCGCCUCAACAUCAACUUUGAGGCAUCCCCACUGCCCGAAAUUUCCUGGGUGAAGGAUGGUAGUCUAGUGGCCAAACAUGUAACUAUUACCAACUCUGAUAAAGGCUCUCAACUGUUGAUUCCCACAUCUGAGAGGUCAGACAGUGGCAUUUACACCAUCACUGUGAAGAAUCUUGUUGGUCACGAAAGCUUCAGUGUCGAAAUCAGAGUUACAGAUGAUCCUACACCUCCAGGUCCCGUAGAACUGGAUCAAAAUACCCCCGGAACAGUGACUCUCCACUGGGCUCCUUCUCCAGACGAGAAGAGAGAUGACAGGCUACACUACACCGUAUCCAAGAGGGACUCCUUCAAACGCGCCUGGAGGACAGUGGCAGACAACCUCUUCAACAAUAGGUUCACAGUGGUCAAUAUAAUGCCUGGAAGGGAGUAUUUCUUCAGGGUGUUUGCAAAGAACGACAUGGGGCUUUCAGCACCUUCUGAGUCUCCAGCCUUUGCAAUCAAAAAGGAAAGAGGAAAGUUGAAAAUAGACGUGCCCCAGGUUAAAUCCUUGGACUUUGCGUCUCCCCCAUCGUUUAUUGUCCCCCUAAAGAGACGCACAGCUCCUCGAGGGUACGAAUGCUACAUGAGCUGUGCGGUAAAGGGGGAUCCUGCUCCACGCGUGACGUGGUACCGCAACAAUAUCAGCCUCAACACCAACACCAACUACCUAAUCACAAGCGUUUGCGGGGUCUGCUCUUUGCUCAUCCUGCGGGUGGGUCCUAAAGACGACGGAGAGUACAAAGUCGUGAUACAGAACAAAAUGGGGACAGCCGAAUCCGCGAUGACUCUGAGCAUGUACGAAAAGGCGCUGGCCACCAAUCAAAGGCUCAAGUCACGACUGGAAACAAGUAAACAGGAACUCGCCAUGAUUCAGGACCAGCUGCAAAAAUCACAGAAGGGACAAUCAAGUGACCUGGGCUCGAACGACCUCGAAGCAGAGAAAAAGGUUAAAGCAGAACUUAAGAUGGAGAAUCAGAGACUGAAGGAUGAGAAUGGAGCUUUAAUCCGAGAUGCAGACAGUGAGCUUCCCAGCAGUGGGGACGUAACGGAGGGAGAUGCAAAUGUCUCCAAGUUUCUCAGGCUGAGCAGGCAGAACAAAGAAGAAGGAGAUGAAAUAACAAAAGCAGCAAGUGAGGACGAGCAGUGCGGCGACCACAGCGAUGGCAAUCAAAGCCCACGGAGGAACUGUCGGUUUUCAGAACAAAAAAUAUCCGGCGCCAGAGUGGAAAUCUCAGCCGGAGAAGGAGCCAUGGUCACGGUUGUGGCCCCUGUGGGCUCGGCGGCCGCCACGGCCUGUGGCUUUCUGAACAAGUUGAACUUCAUCGGCUCUCCUUGGGGAAAUACCAUUCAGUGUGCUCAAGUCCGGCUGACAGCUGCACAGGCGAACGAGGAGUGCUGA